This is a messenger RNA of Caenorhabditis elegans, 2040 nucleotides long. It is a transcript of the gene mans-3, whose product is annotated as alpha-1,2-Mannosidase. NCBI's taxonomy places the organism in Eukaryota, Metazoa, Nematoda, Chromadorea, Rhabditida, Rhabditidae. The record is from RefSeq and is marked reviewed. Gene Ontology annotation, molecular function: mannosyl-oligosaccharide 1,2-alpha-mannosidase activity; calcium ion binding. Gene Ontology annotation, cellular component: endoplasmic reticulum membrane; membrane. Bases 17 to 1771 code for a protein of 584 amino acids. The transcript has 11 exons. Gene Ontology annotation, biological process: response to endoplasmic reticulum stress; proteasomal protein catabolic process; carbohydrate metabolic process.
GGUUAAUUGACUAAACAUGCGGUUGGUAAGGGAUGAUCCAGGAUUACCGCUUUACAACACAACAUCUCCGAAAGGUCACACGUUUCGACGGAUAAGAGCUCGAGCUCGGCACUGGUUUUCAACAAGGAAUACGCCGACGAAAGCUUGUAUAAUCUUUACAAUUCUUCUAUCAAUUUUCGUAUUAAUAACAAUAUGUAGUCAAGGUGAAGCAAAAAGAGAACAGCCGAUAGUUGAAAACCCAGAGAUCAUCAUCAACGAACAAGUAAUCGCAGGACAAAAAACUAAACAUUCCAAAGAAGAAUCCGCGGAAAAUUUGAAACCCGUGCACGAUAUUGAUCGACAAAUUGUGGAAGAUGAAAUGGAUGCACCGGAGACUGGCGGAGGCAAUGAAAAAAUUGUCAAGUUUACAGGACCAACAAACGAUAGGCAAAAAGCUGUUGUAAAAGCUUUCCAACAUGCGUGGAUAGGUUACAAAAAGUACGCAUGGGGACAUGACACUUUGAAGCCGGUUAGCAAAUCAUACUCGGAUUGGUUCGACACUGGACUCACUAUUGUUGAUGGACUCGAUACCGCAAUUAUUAUGGGACUUGAAGAUGAGGCCACCGAAGCAACAGAAUGGAUUCAAAAUACGUUGACUUUUGAAAAAGAUAGAAUGGUCAACUUCUUUGAGUGCACGAUUCGAGUGUUAGGAGGAAUGAUGAGUGCCUUCCAUCUCACCGGAAAAAAAAUGUUCCUGGAAAAAUCGGUAGAUCUAGGCGAUCGCCUCCUUUCUGCAUUCAAAUCACCAUCUCCAAUUCCAUACAGUGAUGUCAACCUGUUGAAAAGAACUGCCACAAAUCCACAAUGGGGCGCUGAUUCUUCACUCUCGGAGGUCACAACUGUCCAAUUGGAGUAUCGAGCUCUUUCCAGAGCCAGUGGAAAUUCUACUUAUGAGGAUUUAACAUUUAAUGUUUUCAAACACAUUCAUAAGAUUGGGUGUGAAACUCACGAAGGAUUAUGUGGAAUGUUCAUUAAUGCAAAUACUGGAAAUUUUAAAAAAGACUCGACAAUUACAUUUGGAGCAAGAUCUGACAGCUUUUAUGAAUACCUGUUCAAGCAAUGGAUUCAGACUGGAAAAACAAUUGAUUGGCUGAAAGAAGAUUAUGGUAAAGCAAUGAAAGCGAUGGAAAAGUAUUUGUACAGAAAUUCGAAGCCUAAUAAAAUGUUUUUCAUUGGAGAACUUCUGAGUGGUCAAACGUACUCUCCUAAAAUGGAUCACCUUGUGUGUUUCAUUGCCGGUACUUUAUCGCAAGGUAGUCAACACGGUUUUCCAAGAAAACAUUUGGAUAUGGCUGAAAAAAUUGGAGAGACUUGCCACAAUAUGUAUGACAAUCCGACUGGCCUGGGACCAGAAAUUGCACAUUUUAACAUGAUUCCCGGGAAGGAAGAUUUAUAUGUCAAGCCACUUGAUGCUCACUGUCUACUUCGUCCCGAAGCAAUUGAAGCAUGGUUUUACUUAUACAGGUUCACAGGAGACAAAAAAUACCAGGAAUGGGGAUGGUCUGCAUUCCAAGCAAUUGAAAAAUAUGCUAGAAUACCCACUGGCGGAUACUCAUCAAUUUCAAAUGUGAAACAAAUUAAUGUACGGUUCAGAGACUCAAUGGAAUCCUUCUUGCUAGGAGAGACUUUCAAAUAUCUAUAUUUGCUGCUUGGAGAUGAUCAAACUGUUUUACCUCUUGAUAAAUGGGUUUUCACUACCGAAGGCCACCCAUUGCCAAUUUAUGAUCAUUAAACUAGGUUUCUCUUCCUUUUUUAAAACUUUUUUUCUCAUCUAGUCUUGUUCUUUUAAAUUGUUUCUGGUGUUAAAUUUGUUUUUAAAAAUAUGUCGAAAUUUAAGUUUGUCUUAUAUUAAGAUACAUUUGGGUAUUAAUUUUUUGUUUCGUUAUUUUCUUCUGUUGCUUCCAUCAGAAAUUCCAUUCACUUCUUCGCAGGUUGUCCAGUCCAGUAACAUGUAAUUUAUUGAUAAAACAAUUUGUAAAUAAACAUUUUUGUGACGAAAAA